Acanthopagrus latus (yellowfin seabream) is the source of this 2127-nucleotide messenger RNA. RefSeq names its product sushi-repeat containing protein X-linked (gene srpx). Bases 401 to 1552 code for a protein of 383 amino acids. The transcript has 9 exons. NCBI's taxonomy places the organism in Eukaryota, Metazoa, Chordata, Actinopteri, Spariformes, Sparidae. The record is from RefSeq and is a predicted model, not a curated record.
UCUGAUAGCUGCUAAAGGUCUACUAGCUACCACGACCCACUAGUUGGUGGUCAAGCCAGUGUGUCGGUAGUUUGUAGGUUUAGUCUUAGAAAAGAGAUUAAAAUUUGUUUUUUGGACAUAUACUGUAACCUCAACGUACCUCGUCUUCGAUACUACUCUGUUAGCCCCUUCAGGCUAUGCAGCAAACUUUCCUAGUGGCCAAACCAUGUAGGUAAUUACAAUGUCACUAGAUGUUUCCAGCACAAGCCUCUGCCCUAAGAUACACUCGCUGCUACUGGUCUGCUAAUAACUGCAACCAACAAGCAAUGGUCCAGUGUGGACACCGUGGUGUGCACCCAUUAAGGUGAAACAUGGUGACGUGAGCUGUCGCACACCCAGAGGCGAGCACUACAGGAACGUGAUGGGGACGCGCUGCAAGAUCCGCUGCAAGCAAGGCUACGAGUCCCAGAGCUCAGAGGUGGUGUGCAUGGCCAGCAAACACUGGUCCUCCAACUACGCCUGUCGAGAGAUCCGCUGUCCCAAACUGAACAUGCCUGCCAACGGUGGCUACAAGUGUUCGGACGGCUCCUACUUCAACUCCCGCUGUGAGUUCUUCUGCUCGCCGGGAUUCAGUCUGAAGGGCCAGAAGACGGCAACGUGCCAGCACAGCAAGCAGUGGAGCGCUGGAGUGCCCACUUGUGUUGAUAUGGAUCCUCCAAAAAUCAAGUGUCCUAAUGUGAAGGAUAAGUGGGCAGAACCAGGAAAAGUGACGGCGAGGGUGACCUGGGACACACCAGAGGGUGUGGACACUGCGGAUGGCAUCCUCACAGAUGUUAUCCUCAAAGGGAAAGCGCCAAAAUCUGACUUCCCAGAGGGACUCCAUAAGAUGUCCUACACUGUGUUCGACCGUGCCGGGAACAAAGGAUCAUGUCGCUUCACUGUCAGAGUGCGAGUGCGCCGCUGCAGUGAACUGUUUCCUCCAGACAACGGUUACAUGAAGUGCGACAGUGACAGAGACAACUACGGGGCCACUUGUAAUUUCAAAUGCACCGGUGGCUACGAGCUGCAGGGCAGUGCUGCCAGAGUGUGUCAGUACGGACUCACCUGGUCUGGCACUGAUACAAACUGUGCACCCAUGAACAUCAACGUGGGAGUGCGUACGGCCGCCGCGCUGCUGGACCAGUUCUAUGAGAAAAGACGGCUCCUCAUUAUCUCGGCCCCAACGGCUGCCAAUCACAAUUACCGCUUCCAGAUGACUAACUUACAGCACGCUCAGUGUGGACUGGACCUGAGGCAUGUGACAGUAAUUGAGCUGGUUGGGACGUACCCGGCACAGAUCGGCCGAAUUCGACACACACUGUUGCCCCCGUUGCUGUCGCUGCAGCUCAGGUUACUGCUCCAGAUUCCUCAAAGGUCUUUCCAAAUGGUGCUGGUAGACAAGCAGGGCACGGACAAGCAACGCUACCCGUUCCCGAUCACCGCGGCUGAAUUAUUCACCACCAUCGACACCUUCCCCCUCCGCAAGGAUGAGAUGGUGCUGCAGCAGGAGGCGGGUCAGACCUGUCAAUCAUAAAACCCUGGACACUCUGCCAUCCGUGAUCCUUUUCCUCCUCAGUCGGUCAAAGCAGACAGGACCCACUCACAUCUUCUGUUUCUUUCUACAUGUCACACACGUCUACCUGAACUAAUUCAGUCCUGUAUCCACAAGGUGUGAGUGUGUGUGUGUGUGCGUUUCUGUGUGUGUGCCAUCAAAGAUCGAGACGUCAGUCAUGGCGCUGACCUGAAGCAAGAUUGGUUAAAGAGACGUUACUAAAUGGAAUGGGUCAUACAAUACAUUACAAUCAUAUUGAUUCCUGUGUCUCGUCUAUCUGUAUGUUUUAUUAUUAUUAUUAUUAUUAUUAUUAUUAUUAUUAUUGAUAUUUUCACAACAGAAAUAUGUUUUUGUAUGAAAAGUCUUUUUACUGUAUGAACUGGAAAACUCCUGUCGCCUGUCAAGUAUUUAUGUCCCACUUCUCUCAUAAUGAUGAAUUCUGUCACUCUCUGGAACACUGUGUGUGUUUUAUGUGCAGGACAGGACAGUGAUUCAGCUCUGUUUGUACACUCUGCCUCUGAAUUUACAAGACACUGAUUAAAUAUGUCUAUCAUUGA